GCUCGGAGCUUAUGGUCUUGUCAGAGAGAGAGAGAGAAUGGUGAGAGGACGGAGCAUUGACAGAAAUGGAAUGAAGAAAGGAGAAUGGAGCCCUGAAGAAGAUAACAAGUUGAAAGUUUACAUUCACAGAUAUGGCCACUGGAACUGGCGUCAACUUCCCAAGUUUGCGGGUCUAUCGAGAUCAGGGAAGAGUUGCAGGCUGCGGUGGUUGAAUUACUUGCGUCCAAAUGUGAAGCGGGGGAAUUACAGUAGAGAAGAAGACAAUCUCGUCAUGCACUUACACGAAAAGCUAGGAAAUAAAUGGUCAGCCAUUGCUGCAAAACUACCAGGAAGAACCGACAAUGACAUAAAGAACCACUGGCACACACACCUCAAGAAGCGCCUCAAAGCAAAUCAACCGACAUCUGAACUGAUCAAAGAGAAGAUUACUUCCUCCGGCGAAACUUCCCAAUCGGAAGCCAACCAGCCGGGAGUGCAGUCCGGCCAAAAGCAGCAUUGUGAAGCCGGCCAAACGAGUGAUGAAUUGGGCUCCAUAGAAGCUGCCAAUGAACUAACUGAUCUGCCAUUUUCCUGGGAAAAUUCUUGCAGUGAAUUCUCCUCCAUGAACUCUGUAUAUGAAGUUUUAAGUGACAUAAACUGGGCUGCAGAAGAUAGCAUCCUUUCAAUGGAAGAUUUCUGGACAGAACCAUUAAUUGUAGAAGACACAUUUACAGAUUACUAUCAAAGUGGGUUUUCAUGGAACUUGAUGGAGGAAGGACUAGUGUCUCCGUAUUACUACGAUCAUGGAAUUGACGUGUUCAGCCAAAUUCUGGAAGAUUUUCCGUGAAACUAAGAGUCUUUGUUUUUGCUAUAAGUGGAAACUGAUAGCUAGUUACUGAAAUACCUUGUCGCCUCUUUAUUAAUGUCUUUUUGCUGGAACUUAGAUUAGGAAUAUUCUGGAAAUUGCCUGAU
Diospyros lotus (date-plum) is the source of this 951-nucleotide messenger RNA. Its product is annotated as transcription factor MYB14-like. Bases 38 to 826 code for a protein of 262 amino acids. The transcript has 3 exons. The record is from RefSeq and is a predicted model, not a curated record. Lineage: Eukaryota; Viridiplantae; Streptophyta; Magnoliopsida; Ericales; Ebenaceae.